This is a messenger RNA of Prunus avium (sweet cherry), 1494 nucleotides long. Its product is annotated as RHOMBOID-like protein 12, mitochondrial. NCBI's taxonomy places the organism in Eukaryota, Viridiplantae, Streptophyta, Magnoliopsida, Rosales, Rosaceae. Gene Ontology annotation, cellular component: membrane. Gene Ontology annotation, molecular function: serine-type endopeptidase activity. The record is from RefSeq and is a predicted model, not a curated record.
UUUCACAUUUCCAUUGAUCUCAGUUGCCGAGGGACUGAAGCUACCUUGUUAUCUAAGAAAAAGGAAGGAACUUUUCCAAAAACCCACCAAAGGCCAAAAAACCAUAAUACCCGCCGAAUAACGCUUUCAUCAAAACUUCAAAAAUGCAGAGGCUCCUUUCUUUGAAACUAGCCUCAAACCUCCCCAAAAAUCUCCCAAACUCCUCCACUACCUCUUCACUCUUCCACUUCCAACCUCACAAAACGCUUUCUCUCACCAAACCACCCCAAACCCAACCUCAAGGCUACUUCUUUAGCUCCUUUCCUGCACACCCGAUUCACCAUCUUCCUCAUUCAUGGAGGUUUCAGCACACUCUCACACAAAAAAUCCAUGGGUUUCUCUCCAACCCAUUACUCAAAUGGCACUUUUUUUUUGGUUUCCCAAAUACCCUUAUGAGAGUCUCAAGCAAGAGUCUUUCAUCAGAGUUCAAACCUGCUGGUUUUUUCAGAGCCCAAUUUCGCAAACACAUUUUAAAGUUCAACCCAAAUCAGAGUCCCUCCUGGAGAUCAUGGUUCCGAAGGGUAUCAGAGGGUGAGGUGGUUUUGGGAUUGAUUAUAGCUAAUGUUGCCGUGUUUAUGUUAUGGAAGAUUGCAGAUGUUAGCUUCAUGGCGAAGAAUUUUACCAUUUCAUUAGACAAUUUUACAAGUGGACGUUUGCACACAUUGAUAACUUGUGCAUUCAGUCAUAUCGAUGCUGGGCAUGUCACUUCGAACAUGCUUGGACUAUAUGUUUUUGGGAAGCAUAUUGGAAGAAUUUUUGGGCCCGAGUUUUUUUUAAAGUUGUAUCUAGCUGGGGCUGUUGGUGGCUCGGUCUUCUUCUUGGUGCACAAAGCCUAUCUGGCUGCGUCAUCGAAGGGCGGACAACCGAUGAAGAUGGACCCAUCAAAGAUACAGGGACUGGGCGCAAGUGGGGCGGUUACUGCGAUCAUGUUGCUUGAUAUAUUCCUCUUCCCAAAAUCUACCAUCUACUUGGAGUUUAUCGUACCAGUUCCUGCCAUACUGAUGGGGAUCUAUAUAAUUGGGAAAGAUCUCACGAGGAUAAUACGGGGAGACCAACGUAUCUCAGGAUCUGCACACUUGGGGGGUGCUGCAGUUGCAGCCAUAGCCUGGGCUCGAAUUCGGAAGGGACGUUUCUGAACUUUGUACCAGCUCUGCAGAUUUCAUACCAACAACACUAGGAAACUAAGAUAGUCCAGCAUGCUAAUUAACUAUCAGUCAGCGCCUUCCAGUUGGUUGUUCUCCUGGUUUAAAUUAGCUUGUCAUCCAUUGAUUUGAUAGAGACUUCAUAACUGUCCUAAUCCCCAUCUUAAUGUGAAAUUCUGAUGAUUCAAAAUCAAACACAUUUAAGGAUCGUUCUUUUGUUGAGGGAACUCUGUGGUAUGUGAGUCGGAACUCAACAAUCUUUGUAGUAGUGACUCAGUGAUAUGUUGUAGAUGAUUGUGAACAGUUGACUGUG